ACGUAAGCCCCUCAGCCCCCGUUUUUAGUCAGCUUCGCGAGUGUACAAUUAUGUUCACUCCGGGGCCUGAAACUCCCCACAAUUCAAUUUGCGACAAUUGUACAUGCGCUAAGAAGUCUGCGAAAACUUAAACACCAAUGGAGAAGUCAAAAUACAAGUAACAUAUGAAAGCUGGUGGUUCCUUUUAACAUGAGCCUUCAAUAUUCCAAGGUGCUGGAGUACAAAGCCAAAACUACAAGAACUGUCACUGUCCCAGUACUUUUGGAGCUCACUGUAUACGUCUCUGUUAUCAGAUUCAAAAUCUGACAGUUGCUCAAUGUAGCAUGACCAAGUAACCAACAGUGGUGACACUGACUCGAUUAAAGUGUUUGUGCGGGUGAGACCUCUGAUCCAUGGGACCAGCCUAACCACUGACGGAUACCAAGGUCUCUGUCACCUCUCCGAACACCAUGUGCCUGCACAUCAAGCUGUUGCGCGGACAUUCACCUAUGACCAUGUUGCUGAUGUGGACGUCACUCAGGAUUCUGUAUUCUCCAGUGUGGCCAAGAACAUUGUCGUGUCAUGUAUGAAUGGAUACAAUUGCACCGUUUUUGCCUAGUCUGUCUGAUUUCGACAACUUCACUGAUGACCAAUGGGCUGGGGGGGGAAGAAGAGAUUAUCCCUCUAUGUUUUGAGUACCUGUUGUUCCUCAUCAGCAAGGAGGUCGAAAGGUCUGGAAAUACCAAGAGCUUCCUGUGCAAUUGCUCCUUCAUUGAGAUCUACAACGAGCAGGUUUAUGAUCUGCUGGACAGCGCUUCAGCCAACCUGUUCCUCAGAGAGAACAUCAAGAAGCGGGUGUUUGUGAAAGGGGCUGUAGAACAUUUUGUCACUUCAGUUGCUGAAGCUUACCAGGUCUAUCAAUAGGCUGGUGUAAUAGACGUGUGGCUUCUAUCUCCAUGAACAGGGAGUCAUCGCAGUCCUAUGCAGGCUUCUCCAUGACUCUGCAGUCCAAGGAGGCUGCUGGAGGUGGUGAACAUCCGCACAUCCCAGCUGAACUUGGUGGACCUGGCUGGGUUGGAGAGGCAGAGAGAGAGAGACACACACACACACACACACACACGCAUGCACGUGCACACACACACACGCACGCACACACACACACACACACACACACACACACACACACACACACACACACACACACACACACACACACACACACACACACACACACACACACACACACACACACACACACACACACACACACACACACACACACACAGAGGGUUCCAGACUCAAGGUGAUGCAGGAGUACUGUCCGAACAUUCACAGCACUCAACAAACCCUUUAGAAGGCUAAAUUCCACUGUGAAUCUGUUAUUGUGUGCACUCAUUUGGUAUAUUUUUAUCACUCCUCACUCCUUUAUCACUCCUCUUUUCUCCUCUUUCAGGAGGCAAGCAGCAUCAACCACUCCCUCGUGAUCAUGGCACUGGUGGAUGAGUCCAAUGGGAAGAGCCGGCAUAUCUGCUACAGGGACUUCAAACUCCCCUUCUUGCUUUGGGACUCUCUUGGAUGUAAUGCUAAGACCUAGAUUAUAGCCAAUGUGCACCCAAGUGCUUUGGGGAAACUGAAAUCAAAACAAGGUUAGUAUGCAAAGUUGGGUUCAUCGCAAUAGUUAUUAAAUAUGCUACUAAAACUUUUCUCCAUACAGGAGGGGAAAGGGGAAACCUAGUCAGUUGCACAACUGAAUGAAUUCAACCAAAAUGUGUCUUCUGCAUAUUUAACCCAACCCCUCUGAAUCUUAGAGGUGCGGGGGGCUGCCUUAAUCUACGUAAUUGGCACCCAUGAGCAGUCAUUGUUGGGGGUUAACUGCAUUGCUCAAGGGCAGAAAGCCAGAUUUCUCCACCUUGCCGUCUCUGGGAUUUGAACCAGUGGCCUUUCAGUUACUGUCCCAAUGAUCUUAACCACUAGGCUAUCUGCCACCAUGAUACUGUGAUACUGAUUGUAAUAUAUACUGUAUAUGUGGUUGUUUAGUGAGCAUCUUUAGUGCAGCAACGGUCCCUGCAGGAUGCCUUUGACCAGAUCCAUGCCGAGGCCAAGUUUGAGGCAGACCAGUCCAGGCAGCAGCUCGAGGACAACCAGCAGGACAUCAUAGCUCAGCAGGCCCAAAUCACUGUCAGUCAGCUCCUUUUUAAACCAACCAAGCCCGCUUCUCUGUUAAGGACAUUCAGAGCCUACCUGUCUCAUUUGUAUGACAUUACAGUUUAACCCCUAUGGAGGAUUGAGUGUGAUUAGUUUUUAUUGAUGAAUAUGUUGGUUGAAUUGUAGGAAUUGACAAAAGCUCUUCAGUCUGAAAGAACACACAAACCAAUAUGACCCCCAUUUGAGAGAGGCUAGAGAGAGCACUUUAGAGUGAGUUGUAUAAAGGCAUAUUUUCUAUUUGUGCAUGAUGAGACCUUUUUGAAGUGUAUUUUAAAUGUUUUGUUGACAUGUUUGAUUUGUUUCUCCCCAGAGAGCUUGUUCAGAAUAUGGAGCAGAAUGUAGUGCUAAAGAAGCAAGUGUCUGACUGGACUACACAAAACCAAAAACAAACCUGUCAUUCAUUCAUUGUUUUUGUGUACAUGGUGGUUAAUGUAGUGUUUUAUUUAUAUUUCUUAGAAAUUGUUAUCACUAGUAUGUGUUUUUAGUUUUGUCAAAUACAGGUAAACUAUUUGACAUAAUUGGAUCUUAAUCGCCAAUCAACUGUAAUUGGCCCGGUCUUUGUUUGUAUUUUUACUUUGAAAGACUUCUAAUAUGGCAAGCCUUGAACCAAAUCUGACAACUGCCAAUGGGACCAUAUCCAGCCUUGAGAAAAACUGAUCAACCAGGCCAGGGACCUCUGCAGUAAGCUGGGCCAGAAGGAUCAAGGCCUUGCAAUGCUGUCUGCAGGAUAUGUACAAUGCUCCUUGCGCCGAGAGAGAGGAGCUCAAGGAACACAACUCCAGGAUGCAAGCAGAGCUGCAGGACCUGAAAGAAGCAGCAGAAAGGAAGGUAGAUUCUAAUCAGAGAGGUAAGAGUUGGAGUUAAUUUUAAGCAUAACAACUAAUGGCAUCUUGAGCUUUGAUGCGAGUUGCCCAGUGACGUGAGCCUAUCAGACGGGCUAAAUGUCUUUUUAUGCCUGCUUCGAGCCAAGCAACAUUGAAGCAUGCAUGAGAGCACCAGCUGUUCCAGACGACGGUGUGACCAUGCUCUCCUUAGCCGAUGUGAGCAAGACUUUUAAACAGGUCAACAUUCACAGACCAGGACGUGUACUCAGAGCAUGCGCGGACCACCUGGCAAGUAUCUUCACUGUCAUUUUCAACCUCAACGCCAAGUCAUAGACUGGUCUCUCUGCUGCCACAUGGCAAGCGGUACCAGAGCGCCAAGUAUAGGUCCAAGAAGCUCCUAAACACCUUCUACCCCCAAGCCAUAAGACUGCUGAACAAUUAAUCAAAUGGCCACCCAGACUUUUUGCAUGCCUGAAUUCCACCAUUAUGACAACGUCUGGAUGGAUGUUUUGUCCUCAGAUGGAGGUGUUACAGGAGGAGUUGGUCUAUGCCACUAAAGAGGUGGAGCUACUCACCAAGGUGUUAGAUGAGCAGGCAAGUCUUCUCCAAGCUUCACAGUAUCAGACUGCCCAAAAGGAGGCUACCACUCUCCAGGGGAAGUUAAAACAACAGCAAGAGGCGGUUGAGAGGACUGUCAGAGGUGAGAGUGCCAAUCAUGUUCCACAGUCAUCCGUCAUCCCUGAAGUGCUUCCACAGGUUAUCGAGCUGGAGAGCCGAUGCUCCUCCAUGAUGACUAUGGAGGUGCCCCUCACUGAGCUUAACUAUGAAAGGGCUGCCAAGAACGAGGAGAUCCAGAAGCUCAAGGGUCAGCUGAAUGAGAAGGAAAUGGUGCGAAUGGAGAUUCAAGCUGUUUUUGACGAGCUCUACGCCAAGCAGAACCAACUGGCUCAGAAUGGGAACACAAAUGCGGAUGUUUUAAAUGAGGCCAUUCAUCAGAACUUCUUGAGAGAGCUGCAGGAGGAGAGGAGUGCAAUGACUGAAGAGUCAGGAAUUGCUGUUGGCCCAGUCUCAGACCAGUGUCCAGGAGCUGAGGAACCGCUGCCUAGAGGUGAGCCGGAAGGAGCGAGACCAGGAGUGACUGCUUCAGUGAGAUGUCUGAAUGUCGGCAAACCUGUCCCCUACCUGUCUGAGGAGAACUGCAAGCUCGUGGGUCAUAAGAACCAUAAGCAGAGGAUUGAGUACCUGGUCAAGCUCAAAGAACACCAAACUUCAAGUGAUUUCUGUAUGAAUAUAUUUCUACUUGGGCUGGGAAUCCAUUGUGUAUAUUGUGAUAUGUCUAACUGCGAUAUGCAUAUCAUUGGAUUUGAGUAUUUCACUACCUCUCUGCAGCAACUGUAGCCUCCCUGGGUCACAUUCAAAGGGAGGCUGUGCCACAGGCUCAGCUGCGUCUUCAUAUCAGAUGUUCAUUUCAGCAAUAAGGCCCGAGGUGGUGUGGUAUAUGGCCAAUAUACCAUGGCUAAACCCCUGAGGUGCCUUAUUGCUAUUAUAAAUUGGUUGCCAACAUAAUUGAGUAAAAAUACAUGUUUUGUCAUACCUGUGGUUUAUGGUCUGAUAUACCUCAGCCAAUCAGCAUUCAGGGCUCGAACCACCCAGUUAAUAAUUAUGGUUAUAUAAUCAUCAUCCUUCAUAUUGUAUUGUAUGAAUUUUGGUGGUCCAUAUAUCGCCCAGCCCUAGUAUUUACCACAGGGGCUAUUAAUCACAGAUACCAUAUGUAGGGUAGAUUGUGACAUGAUUGAACAACUGUUAUGCUGGAUGAAAUAUAUUUUAUAACUGUAAAUUGACUGUGUAUACAUUUAAUCAGAUCAUCAUUCAUAAAGGCAAAUUCUGGAUGUUUUCCUUGUUGAUUCUGCCCUAGCAACAUAUCUAUUUUGUUUUUAGACAAGCUAACAUCUGUAGCUUGUCUAUUUGUAUAGUUGUGUGACCAAUAAAAUGUGAUUUUAGUUUUAAUGUUAAUAUUUAGUCUCACCUUUGUUCUCUAAAUUCGGAGAAUAGUAUGGGUGGAGAUAAUUCCCUGUUAUUGGGUCUACUGCUUUUGUAUGGGUUCUGUCUACACUUCAUUACUCUAAUGUCUUGGUAAUAUGGUUUAUGUUAAUUAUAUAAUCGAAUAAAUGAAUA
Molecule: messenger RNA, 5183 nt
Organism: Oncorhynchus masou masou (cherry salmon)
Lineage: Eukaryota; Metazoa; Chordata; Actinopteri; Salmoniformes; Salmonidae
Product: kinesin-like protein KIF15-A
Exons: 17
Coding region: 3495-4406 (303 amino acids)
Source: RefSeq, a predicted model, not a curated record